AUGAAAUUGCAGCCGUGUCCAGAGAAAAUUAAACCAUCUUACAUUGAAAUGGGUAGUGUUUUUCAGGUGGUACCCCCUAAAGACUCCAUCUGGUUCGAAGGUCAGUCCCUGAGGAAGUCUUUGCCCGUCAACAACAAACUUGACUUGAUCAGAAGCCUCAGUAGAUUCUUUACUUUAUUCGUGCUCUUGCUGUCCGGUGUUGGACAAAUAAGAUAUCGCAUCAGAAGAGUACCUGAUAAAAAACUUGAAGAUGUUCGUCAACUUAUAAAGGAUAAAUAUAACAAAGGAUCAAGAUUACCCUUGAAAGAAAAACUGGUUACCUCCUCAAACUUAAAACCAAUACCUAAAAUCAACCCUAUACCAAAAAGUAAUGUGAAUUAUAAUGGAAAAGUUAUAAAUAAUUUAUCAAAUCAAAGAUAUCCGUUGAUUUAUAAUAUCCCAAGAAAAAAGAAUAUUGUUAAUCUACAAAGUGGACUAAUGAAAGAUAAUUUUAAGUCGAAACUCGUUAAAGAAGUAAAUACUACACAGCAAGAAUCCCUUCCAAAACCAAACCGUUUUACGGAAGAUUCUGAUGAUGAUAGAACUGUAAUUGAAAAAACAAAAGAAUCUACAACAACUGAUAAACCACAACAACCGACAACGCAAAGCCAAAAGAUAGAUACUCAAAUUGAAAAAGCAGUAGUUAAUCACUCUAAUAAAAGUGCGAUUUUACAUAACAACACUGAAGAAAAGAAAAAUUUGCUUUCAGAAGAUCAUUUUAUUAAUAAAGGAAAAUUUAUAUCAGCUGAAGACGACUUGAAUAAUUUUGACUACGACGAAAUAGAUGACGUGUUAAAUAAGACGAGUUUUUACAAACCAGAAGAUCAAAUGGAAGAUAUUUCAUCGAAUAAUUUUACUAAUGACAGAAACGGUGUACCUGAUACGCAAAUUAUAGACAAUAAAAACGAAACAUUAGCUGAAGACGAGUUAAAACUUGAAAAAGAGGCUCGUCAAAAUGAGGAUGAAAGACCAAUUGUCGCUGAAAAGCCAUCCAUUAAUUUACCUCUAAAUGUAAGGAAAAUAACAUUGCCUUUGAAAGAGAAAAAAACAAAAAUUAUUUUUCUUGUAUCACCUAAGACCUCCUUGGAGCAGGAGUCCUCUUUGGGAGAGUCUAAGGUAUCUGGUAAUAAUAACAAGCACUUGUCUUCGCAGGUUUUGACAGACAAAAUCACUUUUAGCAAUAACAAACUUAAUGGAGUUCCAAAAUCAUCAGAUUUAGAAAAUGAAAAAUUUGACGUCAUUGAAAUAAUACAACAUAAUAUCACUGAGGUUGUUGAAAGGAAAGCGCCGUCAAUUGAUGAUAGCGAAUCUAGUUACGUGACAUCAACAUCGAAUUCAUACAGAACGCAAACAAACAACUUCGUAAAUGAUAAACCAGACGUAACCUACGUUCAAACACCUUACGAAUAUCCAUAUACAAACUAUAUUCAAGACGGUUCUUCUUAUUACAAAAAAUAUCCAAACUUUAAUAGCUUUGAGAGAAAUAUAAACGACGACGCAUCAAAUAAAAUAUGGAGAUCAUGGAUUGACACAAAAGUAUUGAUAAAAACUUCAUCGAAGAAUCCUGAUUUGAGUCCAUCGUCAAAUUAUAACAUACCUAAGAAAUUAAAUUACAACAAUUUUGCUUACAAAAACGCCGUACCAAAUAUGUACACGUCUUAUCCAUGUUAUGUUUAUCCUAAUAAUUGUUACGCCUCAACCAAUGGUUACUACAAUGGUAACGCUUAUUAA
Molecule: messenger RNA, 1770 nt
Organism: Diatraea saccharalis (sugarcane borer)
Lineage: Eukaryota; Metazoa; Arthropoda; Insecta; Lepidoptera; Crambidae
Source: the annotation of a GenBank genome assembly